Messenger RNA from Saccostrea cuccullata (small rock oyster), 1225 nucleotides. RefSeq names its product coadhesin-like. NCBI's taxonomy places the organism in Eukaryota, Metazoa, Mollusca, Bivalvia, Ostreida, Ostreidae. The coding region runs from base 27 to 1109 and encodes 360 amino acids. The transcript is spliced from 10 exons. The record is from RefSeq and is a predicted model, not a curated record.
UGAUAAAAGGAAUUACGACCGCCAUUAUGAUUUUUAACAUACGUAAAAUGUUUUGGAUAGGGAUUCUUUUUCUUCCAGUUGCAGUGGAGGCAUUUCUAUUUUCGUCUGGUUGUAGCCAUGACUCCGACUGUUCAAAUAUCCCAUGUUCCGAAGUCGAACACCAUCGCUGUGUUAAUAGCAACUGUAUUUGUGAAAAAAGAAUCGGGUACUGUACUAGAGAUUCUGACUGUAAUAUAGGAGUUUGUGGAUCAGAAAAACCUCAAGUAUGUCAUGCUGCCAACAACAAAUGUGGAUGUCCACAUGAACCACAUGACCAUGUUAGUUGUAGCAGCGAUGCAAGCUGCAGUGAUACACAUUGUGGGCACGACCACCACAAACCUAAAAUAUGCCAUAGUGGGAAGUGUAUCUGUUUGUCUGACGUGGAAUAUCCCCAUUCUUCAUGUCAAGCAAGAUAUCGACGUCAUGGACAUCAUCAUGAGACGUGCGCCACCGACAUGUGUACCUCCCCAUACUCUACAGUAUGCUUAGCAUCUGUUUGCGCUUGUACACGCAAUCCCUCAUCAUGUCACUCAGACCACGAUUGUAGAACAGAACACUGCUCUUCACCCCAAUCACCGUUAUGUCACGAAUCAAAGUGUUACUGUGUCGAUACAACAACUCCAAUGCCAACAACAACAACAACAACAACUACACCAAAACCAACGACGACAACUAAGCCGACGACAACAACUAGUACACCGAAACCAACGACAACAACUACGACAACAACUACAGCAUCAAUAAACGUUGAUGUAAAUUUCAAUGAAUGGCAAGCUUGGGGACCAUGUACUGCUACAUGCCAGGGUUUGAGAAUCAGAAUUCGAAGCUGUCAAGCUGGUGUUACUUGUACUGGGGAAACAACACAAAUCCAGCCCUGUGGAGCACUUCACUGUCCAGUGGAUGGGACUUUGACCCCCUGGGGGAGCUGGACUCUCUGUACCGCCUCCUGUGGGGGCGGAACCCAGGUGAGAUCGCGGACAUGCAUCGCUCCUCAACAUGGCGGCAAAGACUGUGAUGGUCAUUUAUUUGAAGCAAACGUCUGCAAUCCUGAUUAUUGUCCAAGUACGUAAAUUUCAAAUGUGGGAGUUUGGCUAAAUAGAAGACGGCGAUGUUCCUGUUGAAACUAUAUUUUUUAAAACUUGAAACAUAUGGAUGGCAAAUAAAACAACCAGUAAAUUAUUUUAAC